Molecule: messenger RNA, 2221 nt
Organism: Cygnus atratus (black swan)
Lineage: Eukaryota; Metazoa; Chordata; Aves; Anseriformes; Anatidae
Gene: MAK
Product: male germ cell associated kinase
Exons: 13
Coding region: 176-2059 (627 amino acids)
Biological process (GO): cilium assembly; intracellular signal transduction; intraciliary transport
Cellular component (GO): cilium; nucleus; cytoplasm
Molecular function (GO): protein serine/threonine kinase activity; ATP binding
Source: RefSeq, a predicted model, not a curated record
AGGAGACUAGUGACUAUCCUGCACAGUUAUGAGAAGACAUCCAGCAACCUAAAGCAGCCUGGAAGAGGCUCUCUAAGAAAACCAAAAAGCACAAAAUCCUUUGAGACAUCCUUUAAGACAUUUAGAAUUUCAUAAGCUUUUGGCUAUCCUGGUCUUCAAAAAAUAAUUAAAAAAAAUGAACCGUUACACAAUCAUGAAGCAACUAGGUGAUGGCACCUAUGGCAGUGUGUUGAUGGGAAAGAGCAAAGAGUCAGGAGAACUUGUGGCUAUCAAACGAAUGAAAAGAAAGUUCUAUUCAUGGGAUGAAUGCAUGAAUUUGAGAGAAGUCAAGUCUCUGAAGAAGCUAAAUCAUGCCAAUGUAAUAAAACUGAAAGAAGUCAUACGAGAAAAUGACCACCUUUACUUUGUGUUUGAAUACAUGAAGGAAAAUCUCUAUCAGUUAAUGAAGGACAGAAACAAGUUGUUCCCUGAGUCAGUCAUCAGAAACGUGAUGUAUCAGAUAUUACAAGGGCUAGCUUUUAUCCACAAACACGGAUUUUUUCAUAGAGACAUGAAGCCUGAAAACCUUCUUUGUAUUGGUCCAGAACUUGUAAAAAUAGCUGAUUUUGGUUUGGCUAGAGAGCUAAGAUCUCAGCCACCAUAUACAGAUUAUGUUUCUACCAGGUGGUACCGUGCUCCUGAAGUUUUGCUGAGAUCGUCUAUUUAUAGCUCACCUAUUGAUAUGUGGGCAGUAGGCAGCAUCAUGGCUGAACUAUACACACUAAGACCUCUUUUCCCAGGCACAAGUGAAGUAGAUGAAAUCUUCAAAAUUUGCCAAGUAUUAGGGACUCCAAAGAAGAAUGACUGGCUGGAAGGAUAUCACCUUGCUUCUACUAUGAAUUUCCGUUUCCCACAGUGUGUCCCUAUAAGCCUAAAAACUCUUAUCCCAAAUGCAAGCAAUGAAGCCAUACAGCUUAUGACUGAUACGCUGAACUGGAAUCCAAAGAAGAGACCUACAGCAAGUCAGGCUCUGAAGUACCCUUACUUUCAAGUUGGCCAAAUGUUAGGACCUCCUCCACAACAUCUGGAGAAGCAGAUUCCUAUUAAGCCAGUGCAGCCAACAGAACCAAAGCCAACUUUACCCAAACUGGAAGCAGUAUCCAAGCCAGAACCUCUGUCUUCACCUGAUGUACCUGACCAAACGCAGCCACAGCCCCUCUCAAAGGUUAACCACCAGCCACUCCAGCAAAUUCAGUUACCUCAGAAUACAGCUAACCAGCAAGUACCAAAACAGCAGCAGCCACAGGCACAACCAUUUUUUCCGACUAUCAGUAAAAACUCAUCACCAAAACAAGCAGCUAGUGGCGCUCAGAAUGGCACAGGAGGUCCUAAAAGCUGCAGGAGGCGAUGGGGUCAGUCUUUGUUAAAGGCUAUGGAUAGCUGGGAUGACUUGGACAGUGCUGAAUUUGGAAUGUCAUGUUCAAAGAAACCUAGCAUUGCACUGUUAAAAGAAAAGAAAAACAAGGAAUGUCUUUUUAGCAUUCCAGAACCAAAUGCUUCAUGCUGCAUCCAGCCAGAAGGGGAAAAUAAGUUUUUGAGAAAUGAUUCUGGAAGAUCAAAUACAUCAGCAAAACAGUACUAUCUAAGACAAUCAAGAUAUCUACCUGGUGUAAACCCUAAGAGUGUCUCUUUAGUAGCAGUCAAUAAAGAAGGAUCUCAUGGAACCUGGAACAACCAGUCAUCUUCUAAACCACUGGCACAUUUUGGAGAAGGAAUGUCUUUCAACAGAAAUAAUACAGGAAAUCCUGACUUUGUAGGAGGUGCUGCUUACAACCCAUUAGGAGGAUACAUCCCUUCCUUUCAUAAAAAAGAAGUUGGAUCAGCUGGACAACGGAUACAGCUAGCUCCUCUUGGUUCAUCUGUAUCAGACUAUUCCUGGAAAAACAAAGCUGCUCGUGCGUUACCAGGUCCUACUUACAAUUCAGCAGCAAAAAACAUGAAUAUUUUAACUCGCGCACCAACAAUUCAGCCAGUACAUGGAAGAACAGACUGGGUGGCCAAAUAUGGAGGACACAGAUAGAAAAUGCAAUCCUGUGCAGGUAUCAUGUGAGCUGUGUUCAGUUUUCCUGCACUGGCAACCUGAAAUGCCUAUUUGCUCCAACUUUUCUUAAGACUAUUCAAUAGUAAAGAAGGAAAAAAAGACCUUGGGUUCUGUUACCUGUGGAAGAAAAAUAAUUUACAA